This is a messenger RNA of Myotis brandtii (Brandt's bat), 3387 nucleotides long. It is a transcript of the gene RPTOR, whose product is annotated as regulatory associated protein of MTOR, complex 1. Bases 42 to 3122 code for a protein of 1026 amino acids. The transcript is spliced from 25 exons. Gene Ontology annotation, cellular component: cytoplasm; TORC1 complex. The record is from RefSeq and is a predicted model, not a curated record. NCBI's taxonomy places the organism in Eukaryota, Metazoa, Chordata, Mammalia, Chiroptera, Vespertilionidae. Gene Ontology annotation, biological process: cellular response to amino acid stimulus; regulation of autophagy; cellular response to starvation. Gene Ontology annotation, molecular function: protein binding; protein-macromolecule adaptor activity.
AGCACCUGCUGCCCCGGACCCCCCCGCCCCCGGCCGCCCUGAUGGAGGCCGAGCUGCUGCAGUCGCCUCUGCUGGGGCUCGGGGAGGAGGACGAGGCCGACCUGAGCGACUGGAACCUGCCCUUGGCCUUCAUGAAGAAGCGGCACUGCGAGAAGAUCGAGGGCUCCAAGUCCUUGGCCCAGAGCUGGAGGAUGAAGGACCGGAUGAAGACGGUCAGCGUCGCCCUGGUGCUGUGCCUGAACGUUGGGGUGGACCCUCCGGAUGUGGUGAAGACCACGCCCUGCGCGCGCUUGGAGUGCUGGAUCGAUCCUUUGUCGAUGGGUCCCCAGAAAGCCCUGGAAACCAUCGGUGCCAACCUGCAGAAGCAGUACGAGAACUGGCAGCCCAGGGCGCGGUACAAGCAGAGCCUCGACCCCACCGUGGACGAGGUGAAGAAGCUGUGCACGUCGCUGCGCCGGAACGCCAAGGAGGAGCGGGUCCUCUUCCACUACAACGGCCACGGGGUGCCCCGGCCCACGGUGAACGGGGAGAUCUGGGUCUUCAACAAGAACUACACGCAGUACAUCCCGCUGUCGAUCUACGACUUGCAGACGUGGAUGGGCAGCCCAUCGAUCUUCGUCUAUGACUGCUCCAACGCCGGCCUCAUCGUCAAGUCCUUCCGCCAGUUCGCCCUGCAGCGGGAGCAGGAGCUGGAAGUCGCGGCCAUCAACCCCAACCACCCUCUGGCCCAGAUGCCCUUGCCCCCGUCCAUGAAGAACUGCAUCCAGCUGGCCGCCUGCGAGGCCAGCGAGCUCCUGCCCAUGAUCCCUGACCUCCCGGCCGACCUGUUCACCUCCUGCCUCACCACCCCCAUCAAAAUCGCCCUGCGCUGGUUCUGCAUGCAGAAGUGCGUCAGCCUGGUGCCCGGAGUCACGCUGGACCUGAUCGAGAAGAUCCCCGGCCGGCUCAACGACAGGAGGACGCCGCUGGGCGAGCUGAACUGGAUCUUCACGGCCAUCACAGACACCAUCGCGUGGAACGUGCUCCCUCGGGACCUCUUCCAGAAGCUGUUCCGGCAGGACCUGCUGGUGGCCAGCCUGUUCCGCAACUUCCUGCUGGCGGAGAGGAUCAUGCGCUCCUACAACUGCACCCCGGUCAGCAGCCCGCGCCUGCCCCCCACCUACAUGCACGCCAUGUGGCAAGCCUGGGACCUCGCCGUGGACAUCUGCCUCUCCCAGCUGCCCACCAUCAUCGAGGAGGGCACUGCGUUCCGGCACAGUCCCUUCUUCGCUGAGCAGCUGACCGCCUUCCAGGUGUGGCUGACGAUGGGCGUGGAGAACAGGAGCCCCCCCGAGCAGCUCCCCAUAGUUCUGCAGGUGCUGCUGAGCCAGGUGCAUCGGCUGAGAGCCCUGGACCUGCUGGGCCGAUUCCUGGACCUGGGCCCCUGGGCGGUGAGCCUGGUGCGUUUCUGCUGCGGGUACAGUCAGAAGGGACGUCCCUGUGUGGUCGAGGGUGACGUGGACGUGGCCGGUGGCCCAACGCGGUCUCCCCUCCCCCCAGAGAGUGGGAGCCUGACCCCCGUGCGCGACAGCCCCUGCGCCCCCCGGCUACGCUCGGUGAGCUCCUACGGCAACAUCCGCGCUGUCACCACCGCCCGGAGCCUGAACAAGUCCUUGCAGAACCUGAGCCUCACGGAGGAAUCGGGUCUCCGCCGUGGCCCUCCCGCAGGCGUCUCCUUCAACAGCGUCUACACGCAGAUAUGGCGUGUGCUGCUGCACCUGGCGGCCGACCCCUACCCCGACGUGUCGGACCUGGCCAUGAAGGUGCUCAACAGCAUCGCCUACAAGGUGCGUGUGCUGCCCGCACCCCAGGCCUGUCCUGGCUCAGACACGUCUCCGUCCCCCGACACACCCCCGCCGCACUCACUGAGGGAGGAGCGCCGGCCUGCCUCCCACUGGCUCCUGUGGGUGACGCCGGGUUUCUUCUCCCCCGGCAGGGGCUCCCCGCCAACGUCCAGCGCCAGCAGCUCCAGCCCCACCAACGAUGUGACCAAGCAACGGCGGGUGUUGCGCUUGCAGAUCCCGGAGGAGCACGACCUGGAGAGUCAGACCCGCAAGGAGCGGGAGUGGCGGUUUCUGCGCAACAGCCGCGUGCGGAGGCAGGCGCAGCAGCUCAUCCAGAGGGGCAUCACGCGGCUAGACGACCAGAUCUUCCUGAACAGGAACCCCGGCGUCCCCUCCGUGGUCAAGUUCCACCCCUUCACGCCCUGCGUGGCUGUCGCGGACAAGGACAGCAUCUGCUUCUGGGACUGGGAGAAAGGGGAGAAGCUGGACUACUUCCACAACGGGAACCCCCGGUACACGCGGGUCACCGCCAUGGAGUACCUCAACGGCCAGGACUGCUCGCUGCUGCUCACGGCCACAGAUGACGGCGCCAUCAGAGUCUGGAAGAAUUUUGCUGAUUUGGAAAAGAAUCCAGAGAUGGUGACGGCGUGGCAGGGGCUCUCGGACAUGCUGCCGACAAACCGAGGUGCUGGGAUGGUGGUGGACUGGGAGCAGGAGACCGGCCUCCUUGUGAGCUCGGGGGAUGUGCGGAUCGUGCGGAUCUGGGACACGGACCGUGAGAUGAAAGUGCAGGACAUCCCCACGGGCGCUGACAGCUGUGUGACCAGCCUGUCCUGCGACUCCCAGCGGUCCCUCAUCGUGGCCGGCCUAGGGGACGGCUCCGUCCGCGUCUACGACCGGAGGAUGGCCCUCAGCGAAUGCCGCGUCAUGACGUUCCGGGAGCACACGGCCUGGGUGGUGAAGGCCUGCCUGCAGAAGCGCCCCGAGGGCCACAUCGUGAGCGUCAGGUCCCCCCUCUGCCCCUGCAGCGGCUCCGUGAACCAGUUCACCGCCGUCUACAGCGGGACCGGGGAGCUCAUCAACAGCAUCAAGUACUACGACGGCUUCAUGGGUCAGCGCGUCGGUGCCAUCAGCUGCUUGGCCUUCCACCCACACUGGGUCUGUCCCCACGCCCGGCGGGGCAGGGACCGGGGCCCCUCAGGGCCAGCAGGGAGACCGCCGGAUCCAGGGCCAUGGCCACCCCACCACCCUACCCCUGAGGCAGCACCCCUGUCCUCGGGGAAGGCCCAGCUGCAGUAACCCUCCCGUCACCUCUGACCUGCACUAAUGUCACCCCUGGAGGAAUUGCCCCUGAGGAGUCUUCUGGGCAACCACAUGCAUGCACGCACACACAUGCACGCACACACACAUGCACACACACGCACGUGACCCGUGCCUGUCCUGUGUACAGGCAUCCACAGUCACAGGCUAGCAUGCGGCUCUGCCGAAAGACACGCCAUUGGAUGCCCAGAGCAUCCCUGGGGCAACCCCGAGAGGUUCAGGGACCAGGCAGCUUGGGGGUUCC